AUGUCAAUUUACUAUGUGAAAUCGAACGAUUCUAUAGCAAUUGGAUCAACACAUGAGAAACAAAAUGUACCUAGAAUCAGCAGAAGUAUCCCGAAUGCAAUGGCUGGUGAACAGAUUGCAGCAGGAUGGCCUGCUUGGCUUGUUGCAACGGGCACUGAAGCUAUCCAUGGAUGGCUUCCUAGAAAACUCGAAUCGUUCCACAUGCUUGAUAAGAUUGGUUACGGAGCUUACAGUACUGUUUACAAGGCUCGUGACCUCGAACACAACAAAAUAGUUGCUCUGAAACGAUUGAAGUUUGACAAUAUAGAAUUAAUGAUGAAGGAAAUCAACAUUUUACGAAGGCUGGAUCACGAAAAUGUUAUCAAAUUGGAAGGGUUGAUCAUCACAUCAGGUAUUAUAUUUGGUUUAUUAUAUCUUAUUUUCGAGUAUAUGGAACAUGAUCUCAAAGGACUUCUAUCAAUCCCCGGUGCAUUUUUCUCCGAAUCACAGAUCAAAUGUUACAUGAAACAACUUCUAAAUGGAAUUAAUCAUGUUCAUAGUCGAGGUAUCCUUCAUCGAGACAUAACCACUUCAAAUCUAUUACUUGAUAAUCGCGGUAUCCUGAAAAUUGCAGACUUUGGCCUGUCUACACUUUCCAAAUCAAAGCCUAAUGUCCCUUUGACUAGCUGCAUUGGGACUCUCUGGUAUCGAGCACCAGAACUGUUAAUUGGAUCGUGUUUUUAUGGAAUCGAAGUGGAUCUAUGGAGUAUUGGUUGUGUACUCGGAGAAUUGUUUAAUGGCAAAGGAAUUUUGCAAGGUAAUAACGAAAUUGAUCAGUUGCAUAAGAUAUUCAAGCUAUGUGGAUCUCCUUCUGAUGAAUAUUGGCGAAAAUACAAUUCGUCUAAUGCAGCAUUUUUGAAACAGAAAGUACCUUACAAUGCGAAAAUCGAAGAAACAUUUCAUGAUUUUCCUGUUGCUGCUCUGGAACUUAUGCAAAUUCUGCUUUCUAUAGAACCACAGAGCAGAGGAACUGCUGCUAUUGCUAUGGAUCACAGUUUUUUCAUAGUUGAACCAUUUGCUACCGAUUCGUUUAGUUUGCCUAAAUACCCUCCAACUAAAGGAUAG
Molecule: messenger RNA, 1104 nt
Organism: Solanum stenotomum
Lineage: Eukaryota; Viridiplantae; Streptophyta; Magnoliopsida; Solanales; Solanaceae
Product: probable serine/threonine-protein kinase At1g09600
Exons: 1
Coding region: 1-1104 (367 amino acids)
Biological process (GO): positive regulation of transcription elongation by RNA polymerase II; protein phosphorylation
Cellular component (GO): nucleus; cyclin-dependent protein kinase holoenzyme complex
Molecular function (GO): RNA polymerase II CTD heptapeptide repeat kinase activity; cyclin-dependent protein serine/threonine kinase activity; ATP binding
Source: RefSeq, a predicted model, not a curated record